GGUGCCUCAUCCGCCAUGGUCUUCAGUGCCAUGGGAGCCGCCUAUGGCACAGCCAGGAGUGGCACUGGCAUUGCAGCCAUUGCCAUGAGGCCAGAGAUGAUCAUGAUAGUGGUCAUGGCUGGGAUCAUCGCCAUCUAUGGCCUGGUGGUGGCAGUCCUUAUCGCUAACUCCCUGACUGAUGGCAUCACCCUCUAUAGGAGUUUUCUUCCACUGGGUGCUGGCCUGAGUGUGGGGCUGAGUGGCCUGGCUGCUGGCUUUGCCAUUGGUAUCGUCGGAGAUGCUGGUGUUCGGGGCACUGCCCAGCAGCCUCAACUGUUCGUGGGCAUGAUCCUGAUCCUCAUCUUCGCUGAGGUGCGUGGCCUCUACGGUCUCAUAGUGGACCUCAUCCUCUCCACAAAGUAG
Apodemus sylvaticus (European woodmouse) is the source of this 402-nucleotide messenger RNA. RefSeq names its product V-type proton ATPase 16 kDa proteolipid subunit c-like. Gene Ontology annotation, molecular function: proton-transporting ATPase activity, rotational mechanism. Gene Ontology annotation, cellular component: proton-transporting V-type ATPase, V0 domain. The record is from RefSeq and is a predicted model, not a curated record. Gene Ontology annotation, biological process: proton transmembrane transport. NCBI's taxonomy places the organism in Eukaryota, Metazoa, Chordata, Mammalia, Rodentia, Muridae.